AAAAGACUUGUUGGAAGUUGAAAUUGAAGAGAAAAAUCUCAUAGUGGACUCUGAGCAGGACUAAGUACACAGUGCUGAUGGCAGCGUGUGCUGCUCAUGCUUCAGAGGAAAACAUCUUGAAGACUGUGGAACUACUGCUGUCAAGGAAUGUCAACCCUAACCUUACUUGCAGGAGACAAAUGACUCCGUUGAGGUAUGCAGCUAGAAAAGGCUCUUCUCGUGGUGUUGGUCUUCUUGUUGCUCAUGGAUCACACAUAAAUGCCCAAGAUGAAGAUGGAUGUUCAGCAUUAAUAUGGGCAGCACACCAUGGACACAAAAAUGUCAUUUUUAAGUUGCUGGAGCUUGGAGCUGACAAAAAUCUACAGACUAAGGAUGAGAAGACAGCAGCAGAGCUAGCAAAAAUCAAUAAGCAUUCAGAGAUUUAUAGUUUACUCUCUUUGGCUGUAAAUCCCUCGCAAGGGAAAUACCAUGAAACGAUGAAGCAAGAGGCUAGCUACAAAUUUCUGACAGCUGUCCCUGACCACAGAGUUGGUUUCUAUUCAGCUUUGGAUGACAUGGAAGUAUUUUUACAUGGUCCUGGUCUAGAACACCUAAUAGGAUUAUCGAAGGAGGAUGCCAUCAUGAAAUCCAAUCCUAGCAGUCUCCUUAAAACGCUGGAACUAGUUCAGGCUGCACUCUGUGCCUGA
Messenger RNA from Anas platyrhynchos (mallard), 686 nucleotides. The record is from RefSeq and is a predicted model, not a curated record. NCBI's taxonomy places the organism in Eukaryota, Metazoa, Chordata, Aves, Anseriformes, Anatidae.